This is a messenger RNA of Musa acuminata AAA Group (dessert banana), 3824 nucleotides long. Its product is annotated as phospholipase A1 PLIP1, chloroplastic-like. The transcript is spliced from 6 exons. Gene Ontology annotation, molecular function: glycerophospholipid phospholipase A1 activity. The record is from RefSeq and is a predicted model, not a curated record. Gene Ontology annotation, biological process: lipid metabolic process. The coding region runs from base 1561 to 3630 and encodes 689 amino acids. NCBI's taxonomy places the organism in Eukaryota, Viridiplantae, Streptophyta, Magnoliopsida, Zingiberales, Musaceae.
UCCCGCCUCCGCACCAGCAUACGAGAUCUGCGUCUCUACCAUUCUUUCGCUUCCUCCUCCGACGACGACAACGACGCCUAGGGUUUUGUGGGACACUACCACGAGGAGGCGAUGAUGCGACCGCGUCAGGUGCGAAUCAAUCACCUCCUCUACAAUCCUAACCCUAACGUCGUAGACCUUCGCUCCUCCUCCUCCUCCUUCCAAAUUGCAGUUUGUUCGUCGGCGACACGAUCCUUAGAUGCGAGAGGUAAGUCUGGUGCUCCGUUCCGUUUGAUGGAAACGGAGCCUGCACCUAAUCUAUUUAUUGCUAGUCUGGAUCAGGAAUGUUCCACCCAAACGACCUGUGGUGGCAAGUCAGAAUCAAGCAUAAUUUAUCUUAGCAAUAGUUGAAAUCCAGACUCAACUCAUUUAGUCUUAUCCCCUCUUAAUGUUUGUUACAUUCGUGCAACUUGUUUCCUCCCCCUAGUUGACCAUUUUUCCCCCUUUUUUAUUUAAUUAUUUUUAUAUUUUUUUCAUGUAUUAUUAGCAAUUAAUCAAUUUUAUGUGAUUUUUCUUGUUUAUUUCAGACUACACAUUAUUACUAUAAUUUUUUUUGAAUUUUGUUGAACAUAUUACCCCCAAAGAAAGGUGUUGGAUAUAAGGAAAGUGGCUGCAGUGGAGACAGAAGCUGUUGUCCGAUGAGAAAUGACAACGGGGAGGAAGACAAAGGAGAGGCCAGACGUCAAAGGCGGCAACUUGUCUGGGGGCGGAGACGGCGGCGCGCGAGGUGGUGCCCAACCAGCCUACCACCCCCAUGCGCCCCAACACUUGCCUCCCUCUCUCUGAUACCACCCCUUCGUCUUUUCCGGACACGUGCUCAGAUUCCCCCUCCCAUCCCAUCUUCCCAUACAAAGAAUACCCGUCAGGGCCGACCUCAACCUCUCCCACAUGACGGCGCAACCCAAAACUGGUACCUCUUUUCCUCCGUUAAUCAGCUCUCCUUCUCCUCCUUCGGCCUCGUUCCCUCUCCACGGCAAUGUUAGAAGCUAUCUGUGGUGGCCGACCAUGGCUGCUAUCAGUUCCUUUCACUAAGACGUGAACACCGAGGGUUCCCAUUCCUUUCUUGUUCUUCUUCCUCCAGAUUUCUCUCUCGCAUGGCAAUGUCAAUGCUACCGGUUGGGCGGCGACGGACAUCCCAAUGUUGGUGGUGAGCGUUGAGAUGCAGCUUAAUUCAUACGCUGAUUAAUUAAAGCUACGCGGCACCUCACCGACCCUCGCUUUUCCUGCACAUGGCCUGUGCCACUAUGACUGGUGUGCCCCUCACAAUGUUCAUGAACCACCGUGGCACACGCUGUUGCAUGCAUCAUUAAGAACAGCUCAUAGUCGGGUGGGAGAGCAGUAGAUCCACCGUCCACGUUGGCCAGUUUACUUAAAGGACUUGCAUCAUAUUUUUAGGGUUUUGAUCGAUGGGUCAUGCGUGGCGGUAAAUAGAACUUGAAGCCGCCGAAAGGAGGGGGAGGAGGGGGGGGGCGGGGGAGAGCCGCCGGGGAGGCGGCGGCGGCGGCGGCGGCGGAGGAGGAGAUGAUGGCGAGCGCGGCGGUGAGCGUAUCUGGUUCGUCUCCGGUGGCGGCGGCGGCGAUGGCGAGGGAUCACCGUGCUGAGGGAAUGCGGCGAUCGGAGUCGGGGACGGAUCUGUCUGGGAUGCGGCGGUCGAUGUCGGCUCCGCAGCUCCGGUGCUCCCUGAACGUCCCCCGCGCGGCAGCGCCGGCGUCGCUGAAGAGCAGCCGGUCGAUCGGCGUGUUCCCAUUGGGAUCCAUCAUCACCAAUUCGAUCCGGUCGUUCCUGUUCGACUCGGGGGAGGGGGUGACCGGCGGCGGCAUGAGGUUGGUGGAGCCGGCGGAGGAGAGCGACGAGGAGGUGGUGGCGGGAUCGGAGGAGGAGGGGAUCGGACAGGAGAAGCGAGCUAAUUGGGUGGCACGGAUCUUGGAGCUGAGGCGGCGGUGGAGGGAUCGGCAGCACAAGGUCGAUGGAGUGGAGGAGGAAGACAAGGAGGGAGGUGAAGAGGAUGGCUACUGUGGGGUGAGUUACGAGUCCGAGGAGGAAGAGGAGGGCGAGUGGGAUCGAGAAUCGUUCGAGAGUCUGUUGGGGCGGGUCCCGUGGUCGGACGAGAAACUCUUCUCCCAGCUAGCGUUCCUCUGUGACAUGGCCUACGUGAUCCCCGAGAUCAAGGAGGAGGAGCUGCGUGCGUGGUACGACGUCGGGUUCGUGACAUCGUCCUUGGAGAAGAAAGCGGAGGCCGCCAUCAGGGCCAAGUUCGAGAGCGACUCCACGCCGCUCCCGCAAGGGCCUCAAGGAUCCGAUCCCAUGACGACGGUCCAUCCCAACCGGCAGGUCCGCCCGUCUCUCGCUUACAAGGUCGCCGCCUCCGCCGCCUCCUACGUGCACUCCCGCGCUAAGGGCCUCCUUUCCCUCGGCAGCGGAGCCGGGCACUGCGCGGCCGACUCGGAGGAGACCUUGGGUCCCAGCAGCUAUGGCUACAAGAACCCCGAGGUGGCCGCCUACGUGGCGGCGUCGACGAUGACGGCGGUGGUGGCAGCGGAGGAGGAGGCGAGGCAGGAGGCGGCCAAAGAUCUCCGCUCCCUCCAUUCCUCCCCGUGCGAAUGGUUCGUGUGCGACCACGAGAGGACGCGCACCCGCUGCUUCGUGAUCCAGGGAUCUGACUCGCUGGCUUCUUGGCAAGCAAAUCUAUUCUUUGAGCCCACCAAAUUCGAAGGGAUGGAAGUGCUGGUGCACCGGGGGAUCUACGAAGCGGCAAAGGGCAUAUACGAGCAAUUCUUGCCCGAGAUCAAAGAUCACCUUAGUCGCCACGGCGACAGGGCCAGGCUGCGGUUCUCCGGCCAUUCGCUGGGGGGAAGCCUCAGCCUCCUCGUCGGCCUGAUGCUGCUUGCUCGAGGCGACGUCAAGCUCCACCACCUCCUCCCUGUCGUCACGUUUGGGUCGCCGUCCGUGUUCUGCGGGGGGCAGCGGGUCCUGGAGGAGCUGGGUUUGGACGAGGGGUUCGUGCGCUCUGUGAUUAUGCACCGCGACAUCGUGCCCAGGGCCUUCUCCUGCGACUACCCCAACCACGUUGCCCAUGUCCUCAAGCGCCUCAACGGCGCGUUUCGUUCCCACCCAUGCCUUAACAAUCAGAAGGUGCUGUAUUCUCCAUUAGGCAAGACUUACAUUCUCCAACCUGAUGACCAGUCCUCGCCUUUCCACCCUAUGCUGCCACCGGAAGCUGCUCUCUACGUGCUGGACGGGAAGAACAUCGCCGGGAGUUCAUCCAGAGCCACAACCAAGAGCGCGCUGCGAGCAUUCGUCAACUCGCCGCAUCCGCUGGAGACCCUGAGCGACCCCAGGGCGUACGGCUCGGAAGGCACCAUCCUCCGUGACCACGACUGCAGCAAUUACGUGAAGGCCCUCAACGCCUUGCUGAGGCAGCACACCAACUCGGUGAGGCGGAGGUCGAGGAAGCAGCGGUUCAACCAAAGGUGGCCGCUCGUCGCCGGCCCUGGAACCGGACUGCUACCUUCUCACCCAUGCGGAAGCCACCGGAAUCCACUCCUGGAGACGCCUGCAUUGGUUACUAACGAAUUGUCUACUGGAGUUUGAGGAGACUGCUAAGAAUGCCGACGCAUCGACGGAACUGGGAACGUGGUGGUGUUGCAUGGAACACAACUAAUUAGUGGUGUUGCAUGGAACACAACUAAUUGUCUACUUUGACCCACAUGUGCAGUCAAUGGAAAUAACUGUAAAUUAUUUGCGGUCGCAUUGCCUAACGGAAUCAGCAAGCUUAUCUUUCUUGA